GCGAUCAGGAAGUACCGGGGGGCUGGAAACUAGGCGGGGAGAGAUGCUUGACUGGGUGCAGCGCCCCAACCCACGGUAGGAGAAGGAACUGCGGUAAGGACGGCCCUGGGAGCCAUGGCAAGUGCAGUUUCAGGGGUGACCCUCCCGGGGCUUGUUGCUAAUGUUUCCGAGCGACACAACAGCACGCUACCACAUACCUGGAGUAACCUGCACCCUUAUCAGGCUAACAUUUUGGGAACGGUCCUGGCAAUAGCCGGAAAUGUCCUCAUCAGUAUUUCGCUAAAUAUACAGAAAUAUACGCACAUUCGUCUAUUGUGCCAAGAAAGCCAAACACCAUAUUACAGGAGCAAGCUGUGGUGGUGUGGAAUCCUUUUGAUGGGAAUGGGUGAGCUGGGGAACUUUGCAGCGUAUGGUUUCGCUCCAGCCACUCUGGUUGCUCCCCUGGGCUGUGUCUCUGUCAUUGCUAGUGCAGCCAUUUCUGUGGUGUUCUUGAAGGAGACCCUACGAUCUUCCGAUAUCCUGGGGGGAUCGUUGGCCGUACUGGGAGCCUAUCUUCUGGUGACCUUUGCCAUUAAUGUCCAGCAAGAAAUCACAGCCCUUAAAAUUAGUCUAUACUUCAUCAGUUGGCCAUUUCUAGUUUAUUUGGCUUUGGAAUUUAUACUGUUCGUUAUUUUGCUGUAUCUCUACAAGAAAAGAGGCAUGAACCACAUAGUGAUUCUACUGCUGAUGUCUUCGAUACUUGCCUCACUGACUGUGAUCUCAGUAAAAGCUGUCUCUGGGAUGGUGACGAGCUCCAUUCAGGGCCAGCUUCAGUUCCAGUAUCCCAUAUUCUACGUCAUGUUCGUCAUUAUGAUCACAUCUUGUAUUUUCCAAGUACAAUUCUUGAACCAAGCAAUGCGACUCUAUAAUGCGACAGAAGUGGUGCCAAUCAACUUUGUUUUCUUCACAGCUAGUGCCAUCAUAGCAGGAGUGAUAUUUUAUCAGGAGUUCCGUGGUGCUGCCUUGCUUAAUAUAUUUAUGUUCUUAUUUGGGUGCAUGCUGUCAUUCCUUGGAGUUUUCCUGAUAGCCAAAAACAGAGAAAAGCAGACAUCCGAAGUCCCGUAUAUUGACAUGGGCCCUGUUCCAAAACAAAGGAGCACCGAGAAGAUCCAACCAGGGUUGAACAACAAUUCUUAUGGAACUGUAAAUGAUGAAGAACAGAACAAUGACUCUCUGAGUGAAGAUGUAAAAUAACCAUUAAAACACAGAUUGGAUUUAAUAUUCAAAACAUUAACUGAACUUUAACAUCUCAUCGAGUUAGAUAUUUUUAGCAUUUUUCCAGCCUGGCCUGGGAUCCCUCAUUUGACAAUAUUGUGUCUGAACUCAGCACUGUUGAGCCAAUUGUGGCUCAGUCAGUAAAUGCAAGUGUUUACAGUGGAAAAUAACACUCCUUUUAUCGUUGCUAGUUGUUUUUAAACGUGUGUAUCAGAUAGCCAGUCUUCCUGACCCUGUUUGAUAUUGGACCACUAACUUUGAGCUGAAGAGUUUCUUUUCCACUUAGAUUUCACGCACACCUCUGGACAAAUGGACACGUGUUUAUUCCCAGGUUUAAACAAAGAAACAAGACAAAAAUUCUUUCCAUUGUUUAUUUAAUCUGUUGUAUAAAAUGCACUUAAGGAGAUCAGCUCAGCUGCUUCAUUCAAUGGAAAUGCAAGAGGAAAAUCAAUCAGGAAAAAAUGUCAUCCAUGCUGGGGAAUGAUGUUGAUUGUUUUAAAUAACAAGAACACACUCUCAUACUGUCUUCAUGACCUCAGGAAAUCAUAAAACUUAAAGCGCGGGGACAAGGGGACACGGAUUUAAGGUUUUCAGCAUGAAAAUGGGCAGGGAAUGUUCUAAGAAGGAAAGAUGUUGUUAAACUUGGACAGGUUCAGGAAAAAUUUACAAGGAUGCUGCUGGGGUCGGAAGGUUUGAGCUACAGGGAGAGGCUGAAUAGGCUGGGGCUAUUUUCCCUGGAGGCGUCGGAGGCUGAGGGGUGACCUUACAGAGGUUUCUAAAACCAUGAGGGGCAUGGAUAGGGUGUCUAGCCAAGGCCUUUUCCCCAGGGUAGGGGCGACUAUAACGAGAGGGGCAUAGGUUUAAGGUGAGAGGGAAAAGAUUUAAAAGGGACAUAAGGGGCAACUUUUUCACACAGAGGGUGUUGUGUGUAUGGAAUGAGCUGCCAAGGGAAGUGGUGGAGGCUGGUACAAUUACAACAUUUAAAAGGCGUCUGGAUGGGUAUAUGAAUAGGAAGGGUCUAGAGGGAUAGGGCCCAAAUGCUGGCAAAUGGGACUAGAUUAAUUCAGGAUAUCUGGUCAGCAUGGACGAGUUGGAUCGAAGGGUCUAUUUCUGUGCUGCACCUCUCCAUGACUCUGAGUGUAAUCAGUUGGAAGGUGGUAGAACUGGAGACAGAGAUGGUGUUUGUAAAAGGAAAUAGGUUGAGCACUUGAAAGAAGUAAAUUUGCAGAAGUAGAGUGGCUCUGAAUGGAUCAUUCUACAGAGGCAGAGAGCAUAGACUUGAUGGGCUACAUGGCUCCUGUACCUUAACGGCAGUAUGAUUCUCUAGAAAGUACUUUACAUGACAGCAGUGUUGCACUUCUAACAUAGGACAAAUUACGGUCAAUUUGUACGUAAUGUGAUACUACUAACAGGAUAGUGAUCUGUGACUGAAUAGGGUUUGAUGAUGUUGAGAGAGAAAUGAAUGCUGGCCAGGACACACAGGAGUACCUUGGCUCUUUCUGGCUCUCUAAUGGUCUCAGGUCUGAGGAUCCCCCAGUAAUGCACCACAUGUCAUGCCUCGAUUAUAGGCACAAGUCUCUGGAGCAGCAUUUCAACCCACAGCAUGAAGUACUGUAUUAUAAUAUUGCAUCAUUUAUUUUAAUAUGUAGGAAAGAGUAUUUAUUUUAGAAUUUUUAUGUUUAGGUAUUUACUUAAUAUUUUUGUCACAUGUUAAAUUCCUGCUGUCACUAUGAUGAGAAAAGAUUCCUGUUCUCAAGAUAUUCUCACCUUCACAAAUGCCUUUAAAAAGUUAUUAAAAAGAAAACAGAGAAUAUUUUGUGAUGGAUCAGAAAUUGGUCAAUUCCUUUUCCGGCCCUGAUGCAUAUGAGUCGCUGCUUUUCCCUAGUUUCUAUUUGUAUCUCCCUCUGUCUGUCUCUGUCCCCUUUUCUCUCUCUUUCUCCGUGUCUCCUGGUCCCCUUGUCUCUCUUUCUCUGUCUCCCUCUCUUUGUCUCUCCCUGUUUUGCAUGCUCUCUCUCUCUCCAUCCCCACCUUCUCUCUUUCUCUCUCAGUUCCUUGGUCCCUGUCUCUCUCUGUCUGUGCCUGUCCGUGUCUCUCCUGUAUUACUCUCCUUACCGCUUGAUGAUUUUCUUGCCGUUCUGCCCAGCUGGCUGUGUCUUGGCUUCAAGCUGGCUGGAUAGUUUUGUAUAAUUGGUUGUGCAUUGUGUUUUGAUGCUGGAGGUGUAGAAUAUGCUAUCCAUAUUCCCAUUCCCACACUUCACCCUCUGCUUCAUUCCACCUGACUGUUCUAAUUUCCUCCAGUGUCCCUUCAACGUUCCCACAAUCCUCUCUUCUUCCAGCCGUCACUCCCCCCAAUCUGAUUUUUAUAAACAACAAUAACAAAAACAAAG
This is a messenger RNA of Stegostoma tigrinum, 3641 nucleotides long. RefSeq names its product NIPA-like protein 2. Gene Ontology annotation, molecular function: magnesium ion transmembrane transporter activity. The coding region runs from base 115 to 1233 and encodes 372 amino acids. NCBI's taxonomy places the organism in Eukaryota, Metazoa, Chordata, Chondrichthyes, Orectolobiformes, Stegostomatidae. The transcript is spliced from 11 exons. Gene Ontology annotation, biological process: magnesium ion transport. Gene Ontology annotation, cellular component: membrane. The record is from RefSeq and is a predicted model, not a curated record.